Messenger RNA from Vitis riparia (riverbank grape), 2619 nucleotides. RefSeq names its product ETHYLENE INSENSITIVE 3-like 1 protein. Gene Ontology annotation, cellular component: nucleus. The record is from RefSeq and is a predicted model, not a curated record. The transcript is spliced from 2 exons. NCBI's taxonomy places the organism in Eukaryota, Viridiplantae, Streptophyta, Magnoliopsida, Vitales, Vitaceae. Gene Ontology annotation, molecular function: DNA binding; DNA-binding transcription factor activity. The coding region runs from base 331 to 2175 and encodes 614 amino acids.
UAAUAAUAGAAAGAAGAAAAAAGAACUCAGAAGACCCUCUUCUUCUUCUUCUCUCUCUUUUCUAUCUUCCUUCUACCUCAGCAGAGCUGCCAGAGGCUGAAGCGCAGCGCUUUCAUGGCGGAAACCAAGACCUAAAAGAGCUGUUAAUUUUUGCAGGACAGAAUACAAUUUGGUCAAAUUCUUCAGGUUCAUACAUCUUAGCGUGCAAUCAGUUUGUUGGUGAUCUUCAGGUGGAAUUGCUUGUGAAGAGCAGAGAUUGAUUAGAAACCAGAGCUGAUUUGGACUGUGUUCAAUUAAGAUCGGGUUUGAUUUCUUUGGGUGCUGCGUGGAAUGGGAAUUUUUGAAGAAAUGGGUUUCUGUGGUAAUCUUGAUUUUCUAUCGGCUCCACCAGGGGAAGGAGAGGUGGCUCCUGAAAAUGAACCAGAGGCAACUGUGGAGGAGGAUUAUACUGAUGAGGAGAUGGAUGUUGAUGAGCUUGAGAGGAGGAUGUGGAGGGAUCGCAUGCUGCUGAGGCGGCUUAAAGAACAAAACAAGGGUAAGGAGGGAGUGGACAAUGCUAAGCAGCGCCAGUCCCAGGAGCAAGCUCGAAGGAAGAAGAUGUCCCGAGCACAGGAUGGGAUACUGAAAUACAUGCUGAAAAUGAUGGAAGUUUGUAAAGCUCAGGGUUUUGUCUAUGGUAUCAUUCCCGAGAAGGGGAAACCAGUGAGCGGAGCAUCUGACAAUCUCCGGGCAUGGUGGAAGGAGAAGGUGAGGUUUGAUCGGAAUGGCCCUGCUGCGAUUGCGAAAUACCAGGCUGAUCAUUCAAUUCCUGGAAAGAAUGAGGACUGCAAUACAAUGGCAUCCACCCCCCAUACCCUGCAGGAGCUACAAGACACCACACUUGGAUCACUUUUGUCAGCUUUGAUGCAGCACUGCGACCCACCUCAGAGGCGGUUCCCGUUGGAGAAGGGUAUUGCACCACCUUGGUGGCCUACUGGGAAUGAAGAAUGGUGGCCUCAAUUGGGAUUGCCCAAAGAUCAGGGUCCUCCCCCAUACAAGAAGCCUCAUGAUCUAAAGAAGGCUUGGAAGGUCAGUGUUCUCACUGCAGUGAUCAAGCACAUGUCCCCUGACAUUGCUAAGAUCCGCAAGCUUGUUCGUCAGUCUAAAUGCUUGCAGGAUAAGAUGACUGCCAAAGAGAGUGCCACUUGGCUGGCCAUUAUCAACCAGGAAGAGGCGUUGUCCCGAAAACUGUAUCCUGACAGCUGCCCACCUGUGCCUUUGGCUGGUGGGAGUGGAUCUUUUGUCAUCAGUGACACCAGUGAUUAUGAUGUUGAGGGUGUGGAAGAUGAGGCCAACAUUGAAGUGGAGGAGUGCAAGCCCCGUGAUGUCAAUCUCUUCAAUUUAGGCGUAGGAGCCAGAGAUAGGCUUAUGGUGCCACCACUGGCUCCUUCGAUCAAGGGAGAGCUUGUAGAGACCAACUCAGAUUUCAUCCAGAAGAGGAAGCAGCCACCUGAUGAGCCGAAUAUAAUGAUGGAUCAGAAAAUGUAUACCUGUGAAUACACUCAAUGCCCCUACAACAAUUACCGUCUUGCGUUUCUCGACAGGGCGUCCAGAAACCAUCAUCAGAUGAAUUGUCUAUACAGGAGUAAUUCUUCACAAGGGUUUGGAAUGUCGAAUUUCCAAAUUAAUAAUGAGAAACCAGCAGCCUUCUCUCUACCCUUUGCUCAACCCAAGGCAGCAGCUCCACCAGUGAACCAGUCUCCUGCUUUCAAUGUUUCAGGACUUGGACUUCCAGAAGAUGGGCAAAAAAUGAUUUCUGACCUAAUGUCAUUCUAUGACACAAAUCUCCAGCGAAACAAGAGCUUGAAUCCUGGGAACCUUAAUGUUAUGGAAGAUCAAAAUCAGCCGCAGCAGCAGCAGCAGAAGUUUCAACUUCAGCUAGAUGAUAACUUCUUCAAUCAGGGGGUUAUGAUGGGUGGCAACAUCACUGAAGAAACAAACAUGCCCUUAAAUCAUUCUGUUUUCUCGUCAAGCGAGAUCCAGUUUGAUCAGUGUAAAGCAUUUGAUUCUCCAUUUGACACCAACCCAAAUGACAACAUUGCUGACUUUAGAUUUGGGUCGCCAUUCAACUUGGCAGCAGUAGAUUAUACGGUGGACCCACUGCCAAAGCAGGAUGUAUCCAUGUGGUACCUUUGAAAACACAAACAGGCAUCCCAUCUUAGAGCUAUCUGCGGAAGUUGGGGAGAGGGGGCCUCUGGUGGAAGGAAUGGGAUAAAGCUGUAUAUUCUGGGAGGAAGAUCAUCUUUGCCUUUAGUGUCUGCUGGGAAUGGGGUGAAGUGUUGUUCCUUCUGAAUUUUAGUUAAUAUUUUUGUUGUAGUAGGGGUUGUUAAGGGACUUUAUGAACUUGGGUUUCUCUUCUGCCACUCUUCUUUUAAUAUUCCAAGUCUAGGUUGUGUAGGUUGCUUUCAUUGCAGUACUGAAGAAGGGUCAAUAAAUAACUGGGAAGGACCCCAACCCCAUUACUCACUACUGCUGUUGAAAUGUUAGGCGUUUUGGUGUUGCAAAAAUUGGUAUGGGCAUGUAGUUAUAUUAUAUAUACACAUACAUUUAUAAUCUAUAUAUGUGGUUGUUUCUAAUCCA